Molecule: messenger RNA, 4607 nt
Organism: Struthio camelus australis
Lineage: Eukaryota; Metazoa; Chordata; Aves; Struthioniformes; Struthionidae
Source: RefSeq, a predicted model, not a curated record
GGUUGCGCUCUUGCAGGUGUGCUGGGGGUGAAGUGAAACGUCGCCGGCACCAGAGGAAACUCUCCAGGUGGCCCGGGAGGCUUAGCGCCUCAGCAUAUCUCGGGAGGCAAGUUAUCAUCUCCCUGGCAUGAAUGUGUUACAUUAAAAAUCAUGGAGCUAGGAAAGGCAAAGCUUCUGAGAACUGGCCUUAAUGCGUUGUACCAAGCAAUUCACCCUGUGCAUGGCAUUGCCUGGACAGAUGGGAAACAGGUCAUACUAACUUCUUUACAUCUUCAUAAUGGAGAACCGAAGUUUGGUGACUCAAGUGUUGUUGGUCAGUUCGAACACGUUCAUGGACUCUACUGGGGCCCGUGCCCUGCUGAUACCCCAGCUCUGCUUGCUGUUCAACAUAAAAAGCAUAUCACUGUUUGGCAGCUCUGUUUUAAUGCUGCAGAAAGAAAUAAGCUUUUAGUUUCUCAGAUAUGUGACAUCGGUGAGCCAUUUCCAGUGCUGCCCCAAGGCUGCGUAUGGCAUCCGAAGAAGGAGAUCUUGGCUGUGCUAACUACACGGGAUGCCUCAGUCUUGCACUCUGUUCAUCUCAACAACUUGAGAAUUAAAGCAGAUAUUAAAGGCAGCGGUCUCAUCCAUUGUGCUUGUUGGACUAAGGAAGGCAAUCGUUUGGUAGUCGGAGUAGGCAGUGCCCUUCAUUCUUAUAUAUGGGAUGAUGCUCAGAAAACACUGAAUGCUUGCUCUUUUUGCCCAGUCUUUGAUGUGGGAGGCUACAUCUGUGCUAUAGAAGCUACACUGAAUUUCCAAGUGGCUGUUGCUACAGAACUUCCUCUAGACAAAAUCUGUGGCUUAAAUGCUGGUGUUGCGUUUGAAAUUCCAACAAGCAUUGAAACAGACUCUUUUCCCUCACAGUCUAGCUUAUGUGGCGAGGAAGAGCAUUCCAUGGAUGGGGGGAAAAAAUCACUGGACUCAGAGAAGCCUGCGUCUGUUGUUACAUCUCCUGUGGAUCUCACUCACAUACUUUCUAGCAAGCAGGCUGCCGAUUCCAGUCCUCUUCUUCACCUGAGGCCCAAGGACUACCUAACAGGAAGUGGCCAAGAUUCGUCUCAUCUCAUCUUGGUGACUUUUGAAAGGAAAGUUACCUCUACCAAAAAAGUUAGCGUCCCAGGCAUUCUGGUUCCUGAUAUAAUGGCUUUUGACCCCAAAACUCAAACUGUAUCAGUUGCGUCCAAUACUUGUAAUAUUAUUUUAGUGUAUUCACUGACUUCAUCCAAUUUACCCAACAUUCAACAAAUUCAGCUAGAGAAGAAUGAAAAGCCAAAGGGUUUGUGCUUCUUGACCAAUAAAUUAUUGUUAAUAAUGGUUGGAAAACAAAAAUUCACUGACCCUGCAUUUCUUCCAUCUUCAAGAUCAGACAAGUACAUGAUCCGCUUGAUGAUUAAGGAACUAAUAUUUGAAGUGUAUCCUUCAACGCCUGCAUCAGCUAAUGUGAGCUCCAGUUUUAAUCUUCUUUCCAGCAUACCUCAAGACUUUUCUACAGACGUUCACCCUCAAAACAGUGGACUCCUGAUACCAGGUCGUGCUGCUAUUCAGUCCCCUACCAGCAGAAGAAAACUCAUUGAAGAAAUUAAGAGCCCCACUUAUGAGCAAGGCUUGUUGUUGAAUGUGAGUGACCUCAAAGAAAAAAAGAUUUCCAUGAAUUUUCCUCCAGCUGUUGAGUCUCUGGAUGCUGAACCAGUUAAUCGGUCCGUGGCACUGUCUGCCACACCACUGGCGUUUUGUAACAAGCCAACAUCUCCAAAAAGGCAGACGGAUGCAGCUUCCAAUAUACCAAAUUCUUUUAAGAAUAACUUACUGUUAAGUGAAAAGGAAGCAAGUUACUUUUCGAAAAAUAUAGAAAAACUGUCUGGUAACUUUACGGAAUUACAGCAUCAUCUCUCUGAAUUAACUGAGCUGCUAAAAUCUGGGAAGAGAAGUCUUCCAGCCUACCCAUCUUCUGAGGAACCCUCUUUUAUUAACAUCACCUAUCAGAAGCAGCUUUCCAGAAAUGGUUCAGAUGAAAGGCGAGCUGUUAUUCUUUGUGAUGGUAAACUUCGUCUAAGUGUAGUCCAGCAAAUAUUCAACCUCUCUCUUGUAGAAAUGCAACAUGGUUCGUCUUGGGUUGUUCUCACAGCAGACAGUGAGGGCUUCAUUCCGUUAAUGUUUACAUCCAUGCAGGAGAUAGUCAUAAGAGAUGCCAGCACGAAAGGCUACAGUGUCCGUUCUUCCAAAACUUUGGACAUCAUCAGUUCUACGGAAGGGUGUAGACCUGCUUCUUCUGAAAGCUUGGACAUCACGAGUUCUUUGGAAGUCCUCAGAGACUGUUCUUCCAAGAGUUUAGGUAGCAGCAGUUCUUCAGAACAGUCAAACAGUAAAAUGUAAUUUUUAACAGCGAUUUUGUAAUGCCUAUCUUUUGUGAUAGAGUUUUAAAUUUACUCUACAGGACUGAAUUUUUAAAUAAUGGUUUGUCUUAUACCUCUGAAUUUCCACCGUUUGUUGGGGAUCACUGUAAAUCGUGUCAUUAUUUAUUUGGUCGUCCUUGGAAACGUUAGCCUUGUCUUUUUUAACUGAGGAGGUUUUAAAUCUGCCUCUUGCUACGUGUUACAGACUAGGUCUUUGUAUCGUUUGUAUCCUCCAAUCACUUUAUAGCGGUUGAAAAAAAUGAGUUCUUACAAGCUCCAGAGCUGAGGUUUCCAUCUUGGUCUUUAAUAUGUCGGUGUUUGUAGAUGAUAGCACACUUGUAUGAUAAAGAAAUUCUUGAACACAUUAAAUUUUUUCCCCAUUUCCUCGCUUCUGUCAAAUCCUGAAAUAUGUUACUGUUCUUAUUCAGGAACUUCCAGAUGCUGUGCCUACAGGAGCGCACAUACUUUUGCCCUGGUCUUAGCUAAUGGCACAAGCACCAGUUUAGGUAUAUGGAAUUUGGGCCAAUGUGAUCACAUUGAAUAGCCGUACAGUGUAGUAGCAAGGCCCUUUUCUCUUCCUCUGCCCCCCUAUUUGUUUCUGUAUACUUACCCUCUGUGUAAAUUUGGGAAAGUUGCUAUCACAUGUAUAAUCUCAAUAGUCAUAAAAUGACAUUAAAGUUGAUUACACCGAGACAACUGUAAGCAUUUGCUAGUUAAUAUUUUUAAACUGGCUUCAAUUCACCUAUUUCAGCUUUCAUAGGCAAUACAUGUAUGUAUUGAACUUUCAGAGGAGAAUUUUAAUAUAAUCUAUUUUAAUAUAAUUUGUAGAGCUUUCAGUUUAAAGGUUAACUGAAGAAAAUGUUCUAUAGGCAUUUAUAAUGAAAGAGAAAAUUCAGGGGUAAAAUUUUAGAUAACAACCCAAGUUAUGAAGCAUGGAGUUCAGCAUUGCAAAAAAAAAAAAAAAAAAAAAAAAAAAAAAGGUAGUCCAAGAUUGCUACCUGUAGAACUAAAGCAUGAUAAAAUUAAAGAGUUUGUCAGCCUUUCACAGUGGCACUUAACUGUGUGAGAAGGAAUCAAGCGAAGAGAUUGUAGAAUUGGAGCUGCUGUCUCAAGACUAGUAUAAUUUUUAUUUUCUUUAUUUUUAAUUGCCUAUUUGGAAAUUUAGCCAUUGUCAAUAAUCAGCUGUCUGCAACAUACAAAAUUAAAGAUAAAAUGGUAGCUAAAGCUGCAGAGAGAACUGAGUGUUUUGUGUUGCAACAGAAAGUUAACAGCCUCAGCUUUUUAUGAACAAGAGACUCGGAUGAAAUAAUGGUCUGGCCUGCCCCAAAGUAUAACAGCAAACAAAGGCCUCAAUAUCUGAAAUGUAUCAAAUGUAUGGCUCAUAAUACCAGGGCUUUAAUUUUCAAUACUGAAGACAUUUUGAGAGAACAGUGCACCAGUUAGAAAUUAUUGUACUCUAAUAUAGGGGGCUGAAGACAGGAACUAAUAGAGUCCAGACUUAGGCUGCUACUACCUUGUUGUGAUAGCACGGGUAAGUAAUUUUUUUUUUUUUUAUUUUCAAUUUAACUGUAAUAGAGGUUAAUAAUAAUGCUUCAAAUAAUAGACUUUGUAACGCAUAAUGCAGCAAGUGUACAAAGUAUUAUUUAUGAAUAAAUUUAGUAGGUGAACCAGCUUACUUCUUCCAGACAGCUCAUUAAAAUGUAUAGAAAAGAUUACAUUGAAAAGGAAACCAAACACACACACAAAACCUGGAAGAUGUUAAACUUUUUUUUUUAGUUAGCACCCUCUCGUCUGUAGAAGACCACAGAAACUAGUGCAAAACUGAUUAGAGCCAUUAGCUUACUCAUGUGCUUCAGUUAUUUACCUUCAGGACAACUUCAAAGACUUUGUGGUGCUGUGAUAAGCAUGAGUUAUAGCAGUUGAAUUUAAAGUGCAGCUUGUAAUUUACCUUUUCUAAGUCGUUCUCCAAGUUUGGCUUUCAUUGGAGGCAAUUCUUUGUCCACUGUUGUAGAUACUACAAGUUAAUACUGUGACAGGGAGUUACGGUACGUGUGAUAUACAUAAGCUUGGAGAUGGGGACACGUAUACCUUGGAGAUAAAAAGCCCUUGCUGCAAUUCCACUAGGUCUUGAAGACAGAAGCAUUAUUACACUGGGGUUUAUGUCAAGAAAUGCACAGC